UGCACAUCCGCCUUGGGGCCGACCACCUCUGCAGCAGCCCCGGAGGCUGCUUGUCCCUGCCAUGGUGCUGUGGCCCUGCUGGGCGGAUGGAGCAGGAUCCCAAGCCGCCCCGAUUGCGGCUCUGGGCCCUGCUCCCUUGGCUGCCCAGGAAGCAGCGGCCCAGGAUCGGCCAGACCUCUCUGCCUGCCCAUGGCCCUGGCUCUGGUCCCCAGCGGGACUUGGAUGAGGGCAUCCUCAAGGAGAUCUCCAUCACACACCACGUUAAGGCUGGCUCCGAGAAGGCCGACCCAUCCCAUUUUGAGCUCCUCAAGGUUCUGGGCCAGGGAUCUUUUGGCAAAGUCUUCCUAGUGCGCAAGGUCACCCGGCCAGACAGUGGGCACCUGUAUGCCAUGAAGGUGCUAAAGAAGGCAACAUUGAAAGUGCGUGACCGUGUUCGGACCAAGAUGGAGAGAGACAUCCUGGCUGAUGUAAACCACCCAUUUGUGGUGAAACUGCACUAUGCCUUCCAGACCGAGGGCAAGCUCUAUCUCAUUCUGGACUUCCUGCGUGGUGGGGACCUCUUCACACGGCUCUCAAAAGAGGUCAUGUUCACAGAGGAGGACGUGAAGUUUUACCUGGCCGAGCUGGCUCUGGGCCUGGACCACCUGCACAGCCUGGGCAUCAUUUACAGAGACCUCAAGCCUGAGAACAUUCUUCUGGAUGAGGAGGGCCACAUCAAACUCACUGACUUCGGCCUGAGCAAGGAGGCUAUUGACCACGAGAAGAAGGCCUACUCCUUCUGUGGGACGGUAGAGUACAUGGCCCCCGAGGUCGUCAACCGCCAGGGCCACACUCACAGUGCAGAUUGGUGGUCUUACGGAGUGUUGAUGUUUGAGAUGCUGACGGGCUCCCUGCCCUUCCAGGGAAAGGACCGGAAGGAAACCAUGACCCUGAUUUUGAAGGCAAAGCUAGGCAUGCCCCAGUUUCUGAGCACAGAAGCCCAGAGCCUGCUACGGGCCCUAUUCAAGCGGAAUCCUGCCAACCGGCUCGGCUCCGGCCCGGAUGGGGCAGAGGAAAUCAAGCGGCAUGUCUUCUACUCCACCAUCGACUGGAAUAAGCUAUACCGUCGUGAGAUCAAGCCACCCUUCAAGCCAGCCGUGGCGCAACCUGACGACACCUUCUACUUUGACACUGAGUUCACAUCCCGCACACCCAAGGAUUCCCCAGGCAUCCCCCCGAGUGCUGGUGCCCAUCAGCUGUUCCGUGGCUUCAGCUUCGUGGCCACUGGCCUCAUGGAGGACGAUGGCAAACCUCGGGCCACACAGGCCCCCCUGCACUCGGUGGUACAGCAACUCCAUGGGAAGAACCUGGUUUUCAGUGAUGGCUAUGUGGUAAAGGAGACGAUUGGUGUGGGCUCCUACUCCGUGUGUAAGCGCUGCGUUCACAAGGCCACCAACAUGGAGUAUGCUGUCAAGGUCAUCGAUAAGAGCAAGCGGGACCCCUCAGAAGAGAUUGAGAUUCUCCUGCGGUACGGGCAGCACCCCAACAUCAUUACCCUGAAAGACGUGUAUGAUGAUGGCAAACACGUGUACCUGGUGACCGAGCUGAUGCGGGGUGGGGAGCUGCUGGACAAGAUACUGAGGCAGAAGUUCUUCUCAGAGCGGGAGGCCAGCUUCGUCCUGCACACCAUCUGCAAGACUGUGGAGUAUCUGCACUCACAGGGGGUUGUGCACAGAGACCUCAAGCCCAGCAACAUCCUGUACGUGGACGAGUCUGGGAACCCCGAGUGCCUGCGCAUCUGUGACUUUGGCUUCGCCAAGCAGCUGCGGGCUGAGAAUGGGCUCCUCAUGACGCCUUGCUACACAGCCAACUUCGUGGCGCCCGAGGUGCUGAAGCGCCAGGGCUACGAUGAAGGCUGUGACAUCUGGAGCCUGGGCAUUCUGCUGUACACCAUGCUGGCGGGAUACACUCCAUUUGCCAACGGACCCAGUGACACCCCAGAGGAGAUCCUGACCCGGAUCGGCAGUGGGAAGUUUACCCUCAGUGGGGGAAACUGGAACACGGUUUCGGAGACAGCCAAGGACCUGGUGUCCAAGAUGCUGCAUGUGGACCCCCACCAGCGUCUCACAGCCAAGCAGGUCCUGCAGCACCCAUGGAUCACCCAGAAAGAUAAGCUUCCCCAGAGCCAGCUGUCCCACCAGGAUCUGCAGCUUGUGAAGGGAGCCAUGGCAGCCACGUACUCUGCGCUCAACAGCUCCAAGCCCACCCCCCAGCUAAAGCCGAUCGAGUCAUCUAUCCUGGCCCAGCGGCGGGUGAGGAAGCUGCCAUCCACCACUCUGUGAGGGGCCUGGCGCCCAGGCCGCAGGGCGGUGCUAGCUUGAUGGAGGCAGCAUCCUUCCCAGAGGGAGCAGCCUGAGUCACGGGGCCAGAGCAAGUUGGAGCCUCGAGGGGUCCGGGAAGCAGCCAGCCCAGAUCACCCCUGGUGAGGGUGUGAGAAGUGCCUUCUCCUUCCCCAGGACAGACUCUUCCGGCUUAGGCUCUGCUGGUGGAAAUCAGUUCACUGUACAAACUCUGACCUUUUUUAAGGAAAAUAAUGGCGUCAACCCCCGUGGAGUUUUACAAGAUCCAUUUGCCUUUCUGGGAGCAGAAAUAGCCAGUCAACCCCAGAAGGGGCACUGCGUCAUGCUGGGGCUCUCUGAGGCUGAGACUCCUGGAGCAGCUUCGGGGUCCUACCCUGGGGGCCCCACAAUCGGUUAUCUGGAGCCAUUGGCAGAUCCCCCACGGCAGCCUGGCAUCGCCUUGCAGAGCCACCGACUGUUAAGCAGAACUCCCUCUCUCCCCAGCCAGCUCCUCCUCCAGCCUCUUCUGCCAGGGGUAUAGAACCACUUUCGGCUAGAGCUGCUGGCUCCAGGCUCCAGGCACCAGCAUCCGCAUCAGCCCACCCAUGGGCCCCUGCGUUCAGGUUGGGCCGCCCCAGGGAGAGGACGUGGAGAGCACUUUUCGGCAGAUUUCUGUUGAGUCUGCUACUGGACAGAGGUCACGGAGGCCAGGGGUGCAGGCCACAGGGGAAGGGGCUUUUUUCAUUUCUUCCUCAGCUGAUAACUCAGGGUUCAUCUGUCCAUGGCCUUUCUAAUAAACUUACAAUCAAAUCGAA
Marmota monax (woodchuck) is the source of this 3133-nucleotide messenger RNA. RefSeq names its product ribosomal protein S6 kinase A1 (gene Rps6ka1). The record is from RefSeq and is a predicted model, not a curated record. The transcript is spliced from 21 exons. NCBI's taxonomy places the organism in Eukaryota, Metazoa, Chordata, Mammalia, Rodentia, Sciuridae. The coding region runs from base 87 to 2321 and encodes 744 amino acids. Gene Ontology annotation, biological process: intracellular signal transduction; positive regulation of DNA-templated transcription; protein phosphorylation. Gene Ontology annotation, molecular function: ribosomal protein S6 kinase activity; magnesium ion binding; ATP binding.